Messenger RNA from Magnolia sinica, 1705 nucleotides. Its product is annotated as pentatricopeptide repeat-containing protein At5g66520-like. Gene Ontology annotation, biological process: RNA modification. The transcript has a single exon. Bases 158 to 1567 code for a protein of 469 amino acids. Lineage: Eukaryota; Viridiplantae; Streptophyta; Magnoliopsida; Magnoliales; Magnoliaceae. Gene Ontology annotation, molecular function: protein binding; RNA binding. The record is from RefSeq and is a predicted model, not a curated record.
ACAAUUUGCAUGGUCUGGAUAGUUGUACAUCAGUGCCACUUGUGAGGAGCACAGGGAGCCACCAAUUUCUAAAUUGUGGAAAACUAGCACUAGUGUCCUGCCCAUAAUCCCGUUGUACAAAAACCCCAACUGAAAUUCAAAUAUGCUAUAACACAAAAUGCUAGUCUUCCCACACCCAAACACCAUAACAGCCAAAAUCCUUCACCUCCUAACCACAAGCAUUUCUCCCACCCAACUCCUCCAAAUCCAGGCCCAGAUCAUCCUCCACAAUCUCCAUCCAAACCCCACCAUUACCUUCCAUUUCAUCAAUGCCUGCAAAUCCCUGGGCCUCUUGCAAUCAACCCUCCAUCUCUUCAGCCACUUCCAAAUAUCCAAUCCCUUCAUUUACAACAACCUCAUCAGAACCUUCUCACAUUCCCCUUCCCCCCAAUUCUCCCUCCUCAUAUACACCCAAAUGCGGCAUAAAUCCAUCCCUCCCAAUCACUAUACCUUCCCUUUCGUUCUUAAAUCCCUAUCUGACCUCAGAGAACUGAGACAAGGCCAAACUGUGCAUACCCACAUUGUGAAGAUGGGCCAUCUUGAUGAUCUUUAUGUCCGGAACGCCUUGUUGGAUCUCUACUCUUCGUGUGGGGAGAUGGAAAUGUGCGAAUUCCUGUUCGACGAAAUGACACAAAGAGAUGCAGUCUCAUGGACCAUAUUGAUUUCUGGCCAUCGGAAAAACGGGAAACUUGAUGAGGCGCUGAUUGCUUUCGAACGUAUGCAAUACGCAGGGAUCUCACCAAACCGGGUGACGAUGGUGAACGCAUUGGCUGCGUGCGCAGGCCAUGGGGCCCUCGAAAUGGGUGUUUGGAUACAUGACUACAUAAAAAGAAAUGGGUGGGAAUUGGAUGUGAUCUUGGGUACUUCUUUGAUCGACAUGUACGGAAAAUGUGGCAGAAUUGAAAUUGGGUUGAGUGUUUUUGACAGCAUGGCCGAGAAGAAUGUGUAUACAUGGAAUUCGAUCAUCGGAGGUCUUGCUCUGGCAAAAAACGGGGAGGAGGCGCUGUCCUGGUUCUUUAGGAUGGAGGAGGAAGGGAUCAAACCUGACAAAGUGAGCUUAACAGGGGUCCUAUGUGCCUGUAGUCACUCUGGCUUGGUGAAAAUGGGUCAACGGAUUUUCUAUUCGAUGGUUGAUGGGAAGUACGGGUUCCCACCAGAGAUUAAGCAUUACGGGUGUAUGGUCGAUCUUUUGGCCCGCGCAGGUCUUAUCGACGAAGCAAAAGAAUUCAUGUUAAUGAUGCCAUUUGAACCUAAUACUGUGAUAUGGGGGGCAUUACUGUCUGGAUGCAGAGCUCAUGGAGACAUGGAAUUGAGUGAAAUGGCAGCAAGGAAACUUAUUGAGCUUGAGCCUGACAACAGUGCUUAUUAUGUUGUGUUGUCUAAUUUCUAUGCAGAGAUGGGAAGAUGGAGUGGUGUUGAGGAGGUGAGGAGGUUGAUGAAAGAGAGGGGAUUUAAGAAGGAUGUGGGAAGUAGUUCUGUAGAACUGGAAGAAUCCAAGGAGAAUGUAUAUGAUUUGUUAGGACCAUAGAUCCUAAUUUUGCAUGUAAUAUAGAGCUUUUUUCUUUUCUUUUAUUUUUCUUUCUGGAAAUUUGUUUAGUAGGAAUGUGGAUUGAAUGCUAGAUGGUGGCUUAUCUUUCACCCAACAAUAUUUAAAACCAAUUCCCUA